This is a messenger RNA of Cygnus atratus (black swan), 1847 nucleotides long. RefSeq names its product gamma-secretase subunit Aph-1b-like. Gene Ontology annotation, cellular component: membrane; endoplasmic reticulum; gamma-secretase complex. Lineage: Eukaryota; Metazoa; Chordata; Aves; Anseriformes; Anatidae. The record is from RefSeq and is a predicted model, not a curated record. Bases 133 to 1419 code for a protein of 428 amino acids. Gene Ontology annotation, biological process: Notch receptor processing; positive regulation of catalytic activity; protein processing. Gene Ontology annotation, molecular function: protein-macromolecule adaptor activity. The transcript has 6 exons.
GGCGGCGGGUGACGUCAGGCGGCCCCGGAAGGGCGGGGGGCGCGGGCCGGGUGCAGCCGGGUCCCCGCGGUCCCGUCCGGUGCCGAGCCGUGCCCGGUGCCCCCGGUGCCCCCCGGUACCGGUACCGCCGCCAUGACGCUCGCCGUCUUCUUCGGGUGCACCUUCAUCGCCUUCGGGCCCGCGCUCAGCCUCUUCCUCUUCACCAUCGCCCGCGACCCGCUGCGCAUCAUCAUCCUCAUUGCUGGGGCGUUCUUCUGGCUGGUGUCGCUGCUGCUGUCCUCCCUCAUCUGGUUCAUCGCGGUGAAGGCCAGCGACCCGCGCGACGAGGCGCUGCAGAGGGGGCUGCUGAUCUUCGGGGUGAUGUUCUCGGUGCUGCUGCAGGAGGCCUUCCGCUUCCUCUACUACAAGCUGCUCAGGAAGGCCAUCGAGGGGCUGGUGGCCCUCAGCGAGGACGGCUGCUCCCCCAUCUCCAUCCAGCAAAUGGCAUACGGUGAGUGCCACGCGGGGCCCAGGGGACGGGGGUACCCGGGUCUGAUGGGGUUUGGGAGGUGCCUGGGGUGGGGGGACCAGGGGUUUGGGGUGUCACGGCCUCUCUGUCGCGGCAGUGGCUGGCGUGGGCUUCGGCCUCAUGAGCGGCGCCUUCUCCAUGAUCAACCUCCUGGCGGACGCGCUGGGACCGGGCACCGUGGGCAUCCACGGGGACUCGCAGCUCUACUUCCUGACCUCAGCCUUCAUGACCAUGGUGUUGAUCUUCCUGCACACCUUCUGGGGCAUCCUCUUUUUCCACGGCUGCGAGAACCGGCGCUGGUGGGAGAUCGCGGCCGUCGUCGUCAUGCACCUUGCGGUGUCGGGGUCGACGUUUUGGAACCCGCUGUACGUGGGCAGCCUGGUGCCCUCCUACCUGCUGAUGGCCGCUGCUGCUGUCUGGGCUUACCUGCUCUCGGGGGGCUCUGCCCAGAACCUGCGUCGCUUUCUGCUCUGUUCACAGAGCGGAGCCAGCCCCCAGCUGGCAUCCUGAGGCCCCGCAGGACGCUCCCAUCCCCACCUGCCCCUGCCCUCCCCUCCGUCUCGGCGGCAAGAUCGGCACUCGCCUCCUCUGCAAUACAUUUUCUCCUGGAAUGGGGGACCCCGGCCAGCCCCGGAGGGGCAGGUACCGCCACCCAGCUGCAGCACCCAGCGGACAAGUGGCACUGGGGCUGGCCUGCUCCUCUGCCCCUCUGGGGACAGCUCAGCCUGCGGGACUUGGCUUUGCUGGCCCCGAGUUAUCCUGCCUGGGAAGAAGCCUUCCUCGGACUGAUCCCAAGGAACCCCCUCGCUUCUCCCCCCGGCGCAGAAGAUGCCCCGUUGUCCCCUGUGCCGCUGGGGGACACCUGGGGUGGAGGAAGCAGCUUUGCAAGGCGCCGUCUGGGCCAGGGCUGAACGCUGCGGUGCUACUCUCUCCACCUCUUCACUCCCUGCUCACAGCAAGACGUGGCCCCAGCGCUGGACUGCAGUGAGCUGGCAUCCCGGGGGUGGUGUUGGGGGGCUGGCAUGGGCGGGGGGCAGCUGCUGGGGACGGAGGGUGGUGGGAGGGGAUGUGGGCAGGUGGAUCCCACCAGCCCUGGUGGGCGGCCAUGGGCCAGCGAGCCUGCAGCUGGUGCCAGCACGGCCUGGGGAGGGGCGCUGGGGGCUGCCCCCGGGGAUCAUCGCCCUCUCCAGGGGCCAGAGGGGGAUUUUCAGGCAGGCACCGGCCCUGAUGCUGUGCUACAAGAUGGGGAUAUUGAAACAGCCCACGGGCUCAGUGCUGAGAAGGCGGCUUUGUCUACAGUGGGCUUUUAUACCAAUAAUAAAAAAAAAUAAGUACCAUA